UAGUCUUAUCGUUUAGCAUCUUUGUUACUUUACUAUUCAUCUUUUGCACAGUCUGCACAAAUGUCUUGUAAAUAAGUUGUUCCUGAAAGUGACGUACUCUACAACGUCAACUAUUUCUCAGACAUAACCACAUUCAUCUAUCUGCUGCACAAAGCUUAUUUUCUCCUCUUGUAACUUCUUCGAUGACCCCAAUAGACGGGAAGCUUCGAUAUCGUGCAGUAGAUAUAGAGAGUCAACAAGACCUCGAAGAUCUCACAGAGCUCAGACGACUUUGUGGUUGGUGUGCAGGCCUUGUGCCUAGCUGGUUUGACAGCAUACGCAAGGGUGAUCUACUGUACUACUUUUUCUAUGCUCCUGAAGAUACGAUGCUCAGUCGUCCCCUCGGUUCAGGCGGUCUUGACCUCAACUUGGGUACAGAUGGCACAGAUUGUUCUGAUAAAGCAACCGCGACUUCAUGCAUGGUCGGUCUCUUCAUCCGCAAGGAGUAUGCUGGCCGGGGCUGGGGAAAGCAGAUGGCCAACUUCUUCAUCAAGCUUGCAUUUGAAGACUAUGCACAGCAGACACUGACGUGCAUCAACGACACGGACAACGAAGUGACCAUGCGCAUGUUCUCACAGCUUGGAUUUGUGGAGUUUCGCAGGGAGCCAAAGCACCACUGGGAGUCUGCACCUGAACGCAAACGAGUCCCUAUUGGCAGUCAUCGCCGACUGACCGCCAAGGAAUACUUUGCGCGCAAGAAUCGUUGAGUACCCUCUGUUGUGCUGCUUUUGUCUCCGCAAGGAUAGCUCUGGCUCUUUACGGCUGCGUCCAAACUGCAAAGCACAAGACUGAGCGAUUGUGACUGUCUACUACGACAUGACAAUGACCCCACUUCGGCAUGCUCCGUGACUCGACGACGCGACAAUCAUGCAUCGCUCGGUCCGCUGUGCAAGACGAUUGUUACAACAAGCGACACGUCCAACAUGGCAAGCAUCCUUUACGACCAUCUCUCGAACAGAUGCAGCGCGUCUUUUGAAGAAAUCAGGAAUCGAUGUUUCAACCAAGUCUCGC
Molecule: messenger RNA, 1050 nt
Organism: Protomyces lactucae-debilis
Lineage: Eukaryota; Fungi; Ascomycota; Taphrinomycetes; Taphrinales; Protomycetaceae
Exons: 2
Coding region: 183-746 (187 amino acids)
Molecular function (GO): acyltransferase activity, transferring groups other than amino-acyl groups
Source: RefSeq, a predicted model, not a curated record